Messenger RNA from Hypoxylon fragiforme, 1298 nucleotides. RefSeq lists its product as uncharacterized. Gene Ontology annotation, molecular function: 2 iron, 2 sulfur cluster binding. Lineage: Eukaryota; Fungi; Ascomycota; Sordariomycetes; Xylariales; Hypoxylaceae. The transcript has 2 exons. Gene Ontology annotation, biological process: iron-sulfur cluster assembly. The coding region runs from base 308 to 1006 and encodes 232 amino acids. Gene Ontology annotation, cellular component: mitochondrion; cytoplasm. The record is from RefSeq and is a predicted model, not a curated record.
GGUAGAUUGGGUGACCAAUGAGACCCUUGUGAUUGGCUCGGCCAAAGCCGGAUUGUAAUCAACCGAUAUGUCAUCAGAUGUUAAUUAACUCUCCAAACUUUAGCACAUUCAACUUUACAACUCGCAUACAGUACACUUAGUCCUUUUUUUCGCCUUCAAUUGAAUUCCUUACCUCCCAACAAAGCCAACAAGUAUUUCAAAAAGUAUUCUAACGACUAUUACGAUUACAUUAACGGCGCUUCUUCGUACUUCGCAUAUAGAAAAUAUUAUUUGUAACUUUAGCCACACACAUACACACUCCAACGUCAUGAGCCCGCCUCGCAUAGCUCUAUCACGAGCUUCGACUGGUCUACUUGGCCGUCGCCUUACCACUCAAGCCCCAGUUAUACGACCUUGCGAGAGUCUCCUGCGACAGUUCUCCAACUACAAGCCGUGGUACUCGUCAGACAAAGUACAGAAGACCGUGUCAUCCUACCAACCCUACCCUCUUAACCCCACCAACUCCCCUCGCCCGAGCAAUGAGCCCAUCCCAGAGACCUCUGUCGCAAGCCCUGUGCCCCAAGUUCAUGAGACACGACCACCUCCCCAAUCGCAAGUGUCAACGCAUCCCGACGCUACCGUUACUAAGAACGAGGCACAAACCCCGAAGCCAACGGCCCCGAAGCGCAAGUUGAGGCCGCGCAAAGCCGCAUUGAAGCUCACUCCAUCAGCGGUAGAUCACCUUCGUGGUCUACUCGACCAGCCUGAGCCAAAGUUGAUCAAAGUCGGCGUACGCAAUAGGGGUUGCAGUGGCCUAUCUUAUCAUCUUGACUACGUCGAGAAGCCAGGCGCGUUUGACGAGGAGGUGGAACAAGACGGGGUAAAGGUCCUGAUCGACAGCAAAGCCCUAUUCAGUAUUAUAGGUAGCGAGAUGGAUUGGAUCGAGGACAAGUUGAGUCAACGGUUUAUAUUCCGAAACCCAAACAUAAAGGAGGAAUGUGGCUGUGGCGAGUCGUUCAUGGUGUAAUUCACAUAACUGUACGGAUAGAUCGAGAGAUACCAUUUUGCAUUGGGCGGCGUUCCUCUUAUAAAUACAGGCGCCAAGGAUAACGCAUACAUGACUUCUACUAUAUUACUACAUUGCUUGGCGGGCUCGUCCACUCAGUCAACGAGUUGUAUUAGUGAAUCCUAUUCACAUGAAGGCUAAUUGAACUUACUGUUGAUACGAUCAUGUCGUUCGUCAGAGCUAACAAACUCUCUGGAUAGUCAUGGCCAAGUGUCUUUCCCGAGCACAGUUUGAUGUGACCACCUACCUAUUC